Batrachochytrium dendrobatidis JAM81 is the source of this 684-nucleotide messenger RNA. RefSeq lists its product as uncharacterized. The transcript has 5 exons. The record is from RefSeq and is a predicted model, not a curated record. NCBI's taxonomy places the organism in Eukaryota, Fungi, Chytridiomycota, Chytridiomycetes, Rhizophydiales. Gene Ontology annotation, biological process: apoptotic DNA fragmentation. Gene Ontology annotation, cellular component: nucleus; mitochondrial inner membrane. The coding region runs from base 1 to 684 and encodes 227 amino acids. Gene Ontology annotation, molecular function: metal ion binding; single-stranded DNA endonuclease activity; RNA endonuclease activity.
AUGACAUCAGCCUUGUCGUAUAACAGAGCAACUCGGAAUGCUCAUUGGGUUUCCGAGUAUCUGACAAGGGAUACUUUUAUAGAUUCUUCAAAUGAUGAAAAUAAGGAAUCUGAUGGUCCUGAUCGUAACAAAUCUAAAUUCAAAGAGGAAAAGGCAGUUCCUGAGCAGUUUCGUUCCAAGCUCAGCGACUAUGCUGGAUCUGGAUUUGAUAGAGGACAUUUGGCACCUGCAGCAGAUGUCAAGGAAUCUCAAAAUGCGAUUGAUGAAACAUUUAUAUUGUCUAAUAUUUCACCUCAAGUAGCCAAAGGAUUUAAUCGAGGAUAUUGGGCACAAGUUGAACGAUUUGUGAGAUCGUUAACCAAGACAUUUGAUCAAGUGGUUGUUACUACAGGACCAUUAUUCUUGCCUACUCAAGAUGAGGAUGGAAAAUAUUGGUGCCUACACACUUUUUCAAAGGCAACAACAGUCAAGAAUCAGACAUUUGCACAAGCAUUUGUGCUUCCCAAUCAAGUUAUUCAAGAUUCUCCUCCACUUACAGAUUAUAUUGUUCCAGUUGAAUACAUUGAAAGAAUGUCAGGAUUGCUGUUAUAUCCAAACUUACAAAUCAAGACACUUCCUCCAUUGUGUGAGCGAGUCACUUGCGUUGUCAAGGCAUUUAAAGAAGUCUUGAAAAAUAAGAAAUAA